Molecule: messenger RNA, 808 nt
Organism: Tilletiopsis washingtonensis
Lineage: Eukaryota; Fungi; Basidiomycota; Exobasidiomycetes; Entylomatales
Exons: 4
Coding region: 45-737 (230 amino acids)
Source: RefSeq, a predicted model, not a curated record
AGUCGGCGGCGGCGGCGGCGCUGCCGACGCUUAUUCCCGCGCCCAUGCCCCAAUGGUACACUGGCCAUCCGUACAUCAAGCAGCGCCUCGUCGACAUUGGCGCGUUUGAGGCGAGUCCGCAUCGCGAGGGCAACAGCGUGCUUGUCAAUGAGUAUCUGCCCGGUCAAGGCAUCAUGGCGACCAUCUCUCUAGGUUCGCACACCUUGCUGGACAUCUAUCGCUACGUCGACGACGCAGACGCGACUCUCUCCACGUCAACCUCUGCCGCGCAUGCCGACGCGGCGCCGACGGAAGCGCAAGCAGCAGCGUCUGCCACCACGCAGCAGCAAGAGCAGCAACAACGUGCAAGUAGUGGCUCCCGCUUCCGUGCACGCGAACAAAGCCCGGCCUUUUCGAUUCUGCAAGAGCCGCGAAGCUUGCUGCUGACGAGGGGCGAUGCUUAUACGUCAUACAUGCACGGCAUAGCCGAGCGCGACGCCGAUGCUACGCCACACUUUGCGCGCGUCAUCAAUGCCGCCCUCGUCGAGGCGCCGGCGCUGCGUGGCGCCCUCGUCGAGGCGGGCGUGGCGACGCAGGCUGCGCCUGGAGCGGCAGGGGUAGGCAGCAUUGCUGAGGAGGAGGCGCGAGGAGGAGAGGCAAAAGAAGGCGAGGUGAAGAGGGAGAAGAGAGUCAGCAUCACGGUGCGCGAUGUGCCGCGCGUGGCGAAGGGAUUGGCGGGGUUGCUGAGACGCAAGUAAGGAAGAAGGGAGAUGAGGAGGAAAUGAAGUGAUGCACGCUUUUAGGCUGGAGACGUUGAACGAGGACGCUU